GCCUGACGGCUCGCAUUCCACCACAACUCUUUCGAAAUCUGCAUUAAUUUCUUUCAUUCAUUCCUCACUGUUCUCUUCUACACUAAAAAGCAUACAACACAAAGACAAAACCCCAAUUUACUCCCUUCCUGCAUCUCUCUAGCAAUGUGAGACAAUGAUGCCCACAUGCUUUCUUUUAUUGUUCACUUAACCUCAUAAAAACAACGCAUUCUCUUUUUUUAAUUUCCUAGACAUGGGCUCUUACCCUUUUACUCCUUAUCUCCACUGAUUUUCUGGAAGACUUUCUUGCUCUCUCAAUCUUUUGUGACGAAAGCUGAUCAGCGAUCAUCCCUUUUCUUCUGGUCUUAUCUGUGGGCUUACUUGCAUACUAAGGGGCUGUAAGGUGUCUUCUUAAGGAAGAUUCUACAGUUAGGUUCGAGGAGACAGGCUUUUGUUUGUGUGUCCUUUCUGUUAUUUUCAAUACAUUAUGAAGGUUUCUGGUCUCUGGAUUUUGUACUUGAUGGUUGGGACAGCCUUAAUGUUCCUUAACUGCUCAUCAGGCACGACUUGCUUGGCAAUUACUGAUAUGGUCUUCACUGACUCUCGUGGUAGCAUGACAAUGGCAACAACAAGCAGGAAGCUCAAGGAAAAUGGCUAUGAUCUGAAAGAUGAUGUUAAGACCAGUGCACACAACGUGAACCUGGAAGAUUACCACCCUAUCGAUCCAGUUCCAAGUUCAAAAGCUUCCAUAAAACCUGGUCCUAUUGAGCAUGGCACUCCUCUUAACCCAUAUAUUCCCAAGCCUUCUCCUCCUGGUCCUGGUCAUCCAAAACCCUUGGGUUAGCUUGGUGAACAUACUCAUUUCUCAAAAAUGAUGUAGCCCUUAAUCUCUAUCUGGUGUUUUGUGUACGUGCCUUGCCUGUUUUAAUGUCUACGUAUAGCCAACUCAUGUAUCCUGCUUUGCUUGGUUUGAAUUUUCUUGUAAUUUGAUGGUGUUCUUGGGAUUUGCUAUCCUUCAACAAUAACUCUAAUGUUUAUGCAGUGAAUUAAUGGAGUAAGAUCGCUUUCUUCCC
Messenger RNA from Populus nigra (black poplar), 1052 nucleotides. RefSeq lists its product as uncharacterized. Lineage: Eukaryota; Viridiplantae; Streptophyta; Magnoliopsida; Malpighiales; Salicaceae. The record is from RefSeq and is a predicted model, not a curated record. Bases 467 to 823 code for a protein of 118 amino acids. The transcript has 3 exons.